This is a messenger RNA of Nicotiana tabacum (common tobacco), 426 nucleotides long. RefSeq lists its product as uncharacterized. Lineage: Eukaryota; Viridiplantae; Streptophyta; Magnoliopsida; Solanales; Solanaceae. The record is from RefSeq and is a predicted model, not a curated record.
AUGGGAUCAAACAUAGUUGUUGUAGCACUAUUUCAAGAAGGAACCUCUCAAGGAAAUCUUCCAAUUCUGCCAAAUAAAGAUGAAAAUGGUCAAGUCAUAGUAUUAACUGAUCCACUUGACUUAGAUGACUACACUAAUGAACAAUCAGUUGUCAUAAUAGUGAAUGCCAAAGCAAAAAAUCUGUUGUAUAGUGCUAUCAGUGGAGAAGAAUAUGAAAAGAUAUCGAGCUGUGAAACUGCUAAGGAAAUGUGGGAUAAAUUAGAGGUCACGCAUGAAGGAACCAACAAAGUGAAAGAAAUAAGGAUCAAUCUCCUUGUUCGGGACUAUGAAUUAUUUCAAAUGAAGGAUAAAGAAUCAGUAGAGGGAAUGUUUUCAAGAUUCAGGAAAAUCCUUCGAGAUUUAAAGUCAUUUGGUAGACCAAUAUAA